This is a messenger RNA of Rhododendron vialii, 5304 nucleotides long. RefSeq lists its product as uncharacterized. Bases 1 to 5082 code for a protein of 1693 amino acids. Gene Ontology annotation, molecular function: protein binding; ATP hydrolysis activity; ATP binding. The record is from RefSeq and is a predicted model, not a curated record. NCBI's taxonomy places the organism in Eukaryota, Viridiplantae, Streptophyta, Magnoliopsida, Ericales, Ericaceae. The transcript has 14 exons.
AUGAAUGGACCAAUCGGCGGCAUAUGGGACUCAACGUUGAACUUGUUCCCAUCCGCAGCUCCCUUCUCCCUCGUAAAGGCCAUUCUCGUAAUCAGUGUCUUAAUCAUAAUCAGAUACUCAUGGAUGACAUUAGACAAACAGAAACCAUUCUCACCCGACCCAGUCGAGUCAUUCGUCUGCUAUAUCUACUUGUACGACCAUACCAACCAGGGUCUCGAUCCUCCAUGUUAUUACCAUCACGUGAUUAGGAGCAAGUCCGACACCACGUGCGAGGGAGAGAGUCACGCUGCGGCCGCGGUGAGGAUGAGCAAGUUAGCGAGCGAGGAGAAGCGGACGGCGUGGCUCGGCGAGGACGAACGGGCGGAUGAGAGAGUCGUCAACAGGUUUGAUCAGCAGCAGAUGAAGACCUUUGUACUCGAGGACUACCUUAGGGAAAGGGACAAUGAGACGAAGCUGGUGCACACAGCACGGGGUUGUUGGGAAUCAAACCAAUCAAUGGAUCUCGAACAUCCUUCGCCGAAGCUCGAGAAGCUGGCGAUGGACCCGGAAAACCAGGGAAUAAUUACGGACUUGUUGGGUUUCGCAAGGGACAAGGAGUUUUACAAGAGGAUAGGCAAGGCUUGGAAGAGGGGUUACUUGUUGUUGAACGACUCUCCUGGUACCGACAGAUCGAGCUUAAUCGCAGCCAUGGCCAGCUUUCUUGAAUUUGACAUCUAUCAUUUGGACCUUGCGAGCAUGCCCUCCAUCUCAGAGCUGAGGAAUGUGCUGGUCUCCACCAGGAAUCGCUCCUUGAUUGCGAUUCAAGAUUUUGAUCACUGUGCUGGGAUGCUUCACAGACUCGCGAACGAGUUGACGGGCUCAUGUCUGUUGAAGUUCCUUGAUGGCCUGUUGUCGACCUGUGGCGACGAACAGAUCAUCGUACUUACUACCAACCACAGAGACCUAUAUGAUGCUGCUUUACUGCGCUCUUUGAACAUGGAUAUUCACAUUCACACGUCUUCACCUCAGCCUACAGCCUUACCCGAUGGAGGAGAAAUUGUGCAACUUGAUUCAUCUGAACAAAAACCUUUGCUGGAUUUUGAUGCUACAAACAACAGCGCAUAUCAUUGCAGCCUUCUUGUGUCUAAUGCAGAGACGAAAAAUAUGAGAGAGGAAUCAAACAGAGGGUGCGUGACUGAGAGUGUAUAUAGUUUAGUUGAUUCAACGACUAGAAGAUCAUCGACGCAUUUUGAUCCUCCAGACAACAGAGCACAUCUUGUGAUGGACCAUCAGACCGGUCCUAUUGGGUUUGAUUCAGAGAAGGAAGAUAUAGCAGAGGGAUUGAACGGAGAAUGCUUCAUCAAGAGUGGAACUAGUUUAGAUUAUUCUACAAAACGAAAAUUGCGGGAUUUUGAUGCUACUGAAAGCAAAGAACAUCUUGUCAGAGCAUAUCAGACUGGCCCUGUUGUGUCUCUUCCAGAGAAUGAAAAUAGGGGAGAGUCAGAAUGCGUUACUAAUAGUAUGUUUGGUUUAGAGGAUCUUCAAAAACAUUGUGGCGGUAGACGCGAUGAUGCUGCAAAGAGCUUUGAUGCUAUUUAUGAUCUGGGAUUUCAUGCGACAGAUUCCACUUCAUGGAAAUCAUUCGAAGUACUAGAAAUUCUUCCACCUUGGGAACAGCCUAAUUACUGUGUACACUUAUUGUCACCGGGAAGAUUAAAACUUGAGGGUUGUGUACAACAAGAGAAAUCACCAGAUCUGCCAAGAGUUAUGCAAAUUAACGGAGUUGAACCAAGAGUGACAAAAUCGCCUACAUACUUGGGAAAAUUGACCGCUCAGCCUUCUAGCUCUUCAUGUGGGCCUAUUGGCUUACCAGAUGGAGGACACAUAGUGCUUCUUGAUCCAUUAGAGCAAUCUACGAAAAAUGUACCGCAUGCAGCUAGGACAGAUCAAUGCUCUCCUACAAUGUCUCUUCCAGAGGGAAAAAGGGUGAGAAGGAUAUUAAAGAUAAAGUGCAGAACUAUGAUUGUAGUAUUUGAGGAGCAGAACCAACAUUUUGGCAGAAGAUGUGAAGGCGCUGCUAGGAGCCUUGGUGCAAUGGGCAUCUGUAGGAACCAUGGGAUCAAUCGGGUAUCCAUAGUGAAACGCAUCCAUAAGCAACACGGGAUCCAUCGGUGGCCAUUUCUACAAAAAUGGGCAACAAGGAAGGUGUAUUCUUUGGGAGACCAAAGACUAUUUGAAGUUAUCAGUCUAUCUAUGGAUGAGAAACUUGAUUCAAGGCUUCUGAUUAUCCAUAUCUCCAAGUUUGCGAGAUCUUCUCCUCGGACUUUAGCCUUACCAGAUGGAGGCGAGAUCGCCGGGCCUAUAGCCUCGUCAUUAAAUGAAUUUGCUGGUACAAACGAUAAACCACACCUUGUCAGACAAGAUCAAAGUGGCUCUACUGCAUCUCAUUACGAGAGGAAAAAUACAAGAGAAACGCCAGACAGACAAGGGAUAACUAUGAGUUUAUGUAGCGUACAGGAUCUCCAACAACAUGGCUGGAAACAUAAAGAAGUUGUGAAGAGACUUGAUGUUAACAUAUCCAUGUUUAAGAACACCUGCAGGCAGCACCAGAGUUAUUGGUGGCCACGUUGGACUAAAAACAAUGAACAACAAGCAAUUUACGCUCCAAAAAAUAGAGCACAAUUUGCCAAGGCAGAUCAGAACGGUUCAGAGAAAGGAAGUAAGAGAGAGACAUCAGAGAGAGACUGCUUAAUUAAUUUACUUAGUUUAGAGGACCAAGGACAACAUUUUGGAGCUAGACAUAAAGAUGAAGAGAAGGGCCUAGGCGAUUCCCUUGCAUGGAAGUCAUUCGAAAUACUAGAGAGUCUUCCUAGUGGGGAACAGUCUAACGGCAUUAGACGCUUAGUGCGACAGAGAACACUAACAUACAAGCAUUGUGUACGAAGAAAGAAAUCACAAGAUCUGCCAAGAAGUCUGCAAAUGGACUGCUCAGGAGGAUUGGCUACUCAGCAGUCUACUAGGUCUUUGCAUUGGCCUCUCAGCUUACCAGAUGGAGAACCCAUCGUAACUCAUUCAGAAAAAAUAUUUGUGAGAAAUACAUUUAAAAGGAAGUGCAGAAGUAUGAGUGUUAGUUUUGAGGAUCACCAACAACAUUUUUGCAGCAGAUGUGAAGGUGCUACAAACAGCCUUGGUGCAAAGCGCAUCUGUAAGCGUCAUGGGAUCAAUCUGGUAUCCACUGUGAAGCGCAUCCACAGGCAACAUGGGAUCCAUCGGUGCCCAUUUCGACAAGGGUAUUCUUUAGGAGGGGAAAGGCCAGCUGAAGUUAUCAGUCUAUCGACGGAAGAGAAACUUGUUUCAUGGCUUCAAUUUGUCCAUAUGUCCUGGCUUGCCAGAUCUUCACUUCACCCUUUCGCCUUGCGAAGUGGAAGAGAGAUCGAGGGGUAUAUCGCCUUUUCAUCAAGUGAAUUUGCUGCUACAAACAACAGGGCACACCCUGGCGGACAAGAUUGGUGUGGCUCUAGUGCAUCUCGUCCUGAAAAUGAAAGAACGAGGGAAACAAAAUACGGGGAAGGGACUGCUUCCAGUAUAAUUAGUCGUGAGGUUCUCAAAAAACAUUUUGGCAGUAAACGUGAAGAUGUUGCGAAGAUCCUUGGCUUUAGCGUCUCAACCUUUAAGCGCGUCUGUAGGGAUCAUGGGAUUCCUCGGUGGCCAAAUUGGAGAAGCAAUAGCGUUCGGAGACCCCCUGAUCCACAUGGACAAAAGAAUCCAUCACCCACAUUCAAUACGCUAUCAACUAAUGGGCAGAUCACGGUGGUAAAUGAAAUGGGUGGUCAAAAUUUGGAGCCAAAUGAGUGUCUACCAGAUUCUUUUGAAGACCAGAACUUUCAGAAUAAGGGAAAUGGUUCAAUAGCAGAAUUUGAAAGAACUCCUACUUUUGAUGAUUCUUUCCCCGGUCAUUGUCGCGAUGUGGAUUUUUGUUAUCCAGCUGUAUACAGUGAAACUGAAGCAGCACGGGGUUCCUCUAAAUGGGCAUUUCAACUGGAAGGUCAAACAACGCAGUCCACUGCCUAUUCAAAUCACAAUGCUCUUGUGUUUCCACAAUCUCAGAUGGCAUCAACAGAGGUGCUAAAUCAGAACAUGGGCAGUUCAGAAGAUAGGAGAGAUUUGUUAGCUUCACAAGUAGAGCCUUAUCAUGAGGGACAUGUCUGUGAAUCUAGUAAUUUGACAUUUCCUGCACGUUCUGAUGCACCUGUGGCUACUAUUCCCCACACGAUGCCUACAAUUCCCCAUACGAUACCUCACCUCAUUGGGGGUUCAUCUGAAUGGCCGUUUCAACGGAAAAAUCAAUCAACGCAGUUCACUGCAUAUCCGAAUCCAAAUGGUCUUGUGGAUCCACACCCUCAGAUGGCAUCAACACAAAAAAUAAGUGAGAAUAUAGGAAGACUAGAAGAUCGGAGAAAUUUGUCAGCUCCACAGAAAGAGCCUCUUCCGGAGGGACAUGUCUUUGGGUCUGUUAACUGGACAGUUGGUUCAUGUUCUAGUCUUGCUCCGAGCCAACCCAUGCCUACUAUUCCCCACACAACAGGAAGUUCAGAAUAUUGGAGAAAUUCAUUAGCAUUCGCAGAAGGGCAUCUUUCAGGGGAAAAUCUCUACGGAUCUUUUAACUUGACAGUCCCUCCAUGUUCUGAUCCUGCGAGCCAACCCAUGCCUACUAUUCAUCACACAAUGGCUACAAUUCCCCACAUGAUGCCUCUUCUCACAGAAAGGCCAGAUACGAGGUUCGUGAAGCUAAAGGCAAUGUAUGGGGAUACCACAAUAAAAUUUCAGCUCCCUCUCACAUCGGGAAUUAAUGAACUGAAGGAAGAAGUGUCAAAGAUACUGGAGUGCAAGCUUGGUAGUUUCAACGUUGAGUAUAAGGAUGAGGAUGGGGACUGGAUUUUAAUGGCCCGUGACGAGAACUUGAGCGAAUAUCUGCAACUUCUCACCUCACUGGGAAAUCAAGUAACAAAACUAAAACUUCGUGACAAGGUUCCCCACACGAUGAAUUUUUGUGAUAACUGCGGAUGUGACAAUUGCAGAUCAUUGAAGCAGAAAAGACCAUAAGUAUGUUUAGUAGUAGAAUAAUAUUUACAUGGUUGACACCAGUCCCAUGUUCUUUGUGUAACGGAACAUUUCCUUCCUUGCCAGUUUUUCCUUUGCUAAACCAAACUACUUUUGGUAAUGCUGCAUUUUGCAGGGCCCUUUGUUUUGGCCUAGGUUUUACCUAAAUUUGGUUGGUGAUAUUUGAUUGUGUAAAUCUCGUUCCAUUGGGGUUUCUUUUUAUCA